CAGUCAUCGUCUCGUCGUCGGCGCGAUCGGUCGUCUCUCUGAACUAGCUCUGGAAGAAGGGGUCAAGUGAAGUGUGAAUAGUGCUGUGUGAACAAGGAUCAAGAUAAGGAUACUGCCUGGUUGAUUGGUGGCAGAGAAGAAGGAUUCUAUUAGUCGUGAACUGUUAACUUGGUGAUCAACGAUCUUUCCAUGGAGAGGUGUGACUUCAGUGAUUCUUGAGUGAUUAGAAACAAGAUCCAGCCCGUCAAGGUGCUAAGUGGAACCUCCAAAGUCAUGGAGGCUAAAUUGUGGAUAGUGGUUGUUGCAUUUGCAGUCUGCAUCAAGUGCGGCGAUGGGUUCGAUAUAUUUCCACCAAAGAGCGAAAUCGUAUAUCGAUUGGAGGCUGAUGUCACGCUGGUUCCGGAUCUGCAUUCUCAGUCCAACUACGUCUGGACGAUGAUCGGAUGGUUGCACGUGCAGCGGUAUGAUCCUAAAAACCUAGCCGUUAAGAUCGCCUUGGACGAUUACCAUUUUCCGGACCAGAGCAACGUGACUGCCCUGCUGGAGCCCUUCCGGGUAGCAUUGGCCAACGAUAGUUCCGUCCUAAGUGUCCUUUUCAAAGAAAACGAACCCAUCUGGUCCGGUAACAUUAAACGUGCGAUGGCGUCGCUUCUUCAGGUUUACGGUGACAGCCCCGGGGCUUACGUAGUGGACGAACAAGGCAUUUUCGGGAACUGUCCGACCGAGUACUUCGUGGUUAACAAAUCCAAUGUGUUUGAAAUUUCCAAGACUUACGACAUGGGUGGCUGCAAUAUUUAUCCGGGCGCGAUCUAUCUGACGAGGAGCAAUAUUCCGUUGAACAUUUGUACUCCCGACAAGCAGAACCAAGCCAUCACUUCCAGGAUAGCAAACUACAAGCUGAGGAAGGUGGAACCGUAUCGUUACAUUCUACUGGAAAUGGACGGAACAAUGCGAACCAACGUACGAACGUUCGAGUCGUAUUAUCCGCAAUUCUUGUACACCAAGAUUCAACUGAAGUAUGAAACGCACAAUUCCAUCGACGGACCGGAUCAGGUGUUCAACGUUGUUCAGGGAAUGUCACUACUAUUCAGUCCAAUGUUGUUUGUUAGUCCAGAUGAAGAGGCUACCGGAGGAAGGAGUCCCAAAUCGAAGGACAGCUUGGUGAAAAAGACGGCGGAUCUGCUGAACACUUUGGCGGAUAACUUGGAAUCGGUGGAUUUAAAGCUCAAAGAACCAUACGAUGAAACUGUGUCGGAGAUCAUCCGGUUGAUGGGAACGAUGGAUCUAGAAACGUUGAAGUUGCUGUUCGAAUCGAUUGAUCUAGGAACGUCUUAUCGCCAGGAGACGGCAAGAAACAUUUUACUGGAAAUAAUUCCUCGUACUGGAACUUCGCCAACGAUACUGCUCACGCGAGACUUGAUCAUUAACCAGCAGGUCAACCCGGCUACGGCAGUGCAGCUGUUGAUUUCUUUGCCAUUCUACAUGUCCGAACCGUCGUACGAAGUGGUCAAGGAGUGUGAGGUUUUCUUGAGCUUUGGAACAGACCGUCCGGAUAUCAAACAUGCAGCGGUUUUGAGUUACGCAACUAUGAUUUACAACACGUUCAUAGCUGGCAAAAUGACCGCUGACAAUUUCGAGAAGUACGUCAAGAUCUACUUCGAUAUGUUUUUGAACAGUUUUGAAUACGAACAACAGAUGCUCUACUUGGAAGCACUGGGAAAUCUGCAGCUGGAAAACGUAGCCGAAUACUUGGACCCGAUCAUCAAGGCAGACUAUCCUCAGAACACCGACAUCCGCUUCCUGGCCAUGUGGGCAACAAUGCCUACGGCUCAUCUUAGGCCGAACCAGGUCUAUGAAACCUACUGGCCCAUCUUCCACUCGACAUCCAGUCCUUUGCAGUUGCGGGUGGCUGCCUUUACGAUGCUGCUGGUAUCUAAUCCGACUCCCGGCCGGCUGCUGGGCCUGUACAGUGUGAUCAAGAACGAAAACGAUCCGCACAUGAUCAAUUUCUACCGGACGACGGUGCUCAGUAUAUCGGAAACGACCUAUCCGUGCUAUCAGCAUUUGAAGCAACUCCUUGCCUACAUGACCCGACAGCUUCCCAAGACACCGCCAUCCAAGUAUUGGGUUACAGGAAACUAUCUGUUCGACUAUAGGGAUCGCAAGUUCCACAUCGGAUCGAUGCUACAAGCCUUGCUAAUCGGUAGCCACCGAACCGAUCUACCCAUGAUGGCUUACAUCAAAUUCGACACCGAAGCUUUGGGACGGUUCACCGGCCAGCUAGGGCUCUACAUCAAAGCCCGUGGUCUAACGGAUGCCGUUAUUCAUCGAUUGACCAAACUCAACUCCAGCUAUCUGAAGCUCGAUCGGUUGUCCAACAUUCUGAAAUCGAUGAAAAUGCCCACCUCGAAUCCAACUCCGUUGCACUUUGAGUUCAUCGUCCAGUUUGAAGGGAAGGCUGUGCUGUCGUACCAUCUCAAUCAAACCACCUUCCACAAUUUAACCGAUGGAGACCUGAUCAACCGAAUCAACUUCCUGCUCCGGGACAGCCACAUCAACAUGCAAAUCGUUCGGCGGCCCUUCAUGAUCAAGUACGCCCUACCGACGCUCAUCGGAACUCCGGCGGACAUCCUGAUCGAAAACACGGUCCUGGCAACGAUCCGAGGAAACACCACCCAGCAGAUGAUGAUGGACAAGGUGGCUCGUAGCAAUCAGGUGGAUCUCCGGUACUCAUCGUACGCCGUAGUCAAAAUUCGAAGCUACAAUCCGAUUGAGGACAUCGAGUACUCGACAAUUCGCGAGCAGGGCUUCCUGGUGUACAUACCGAUCAACAAUGAAAUCGUGUGGGACAUUGCCAGCAAGUCGAUUAGCUACGCUUUCUAUCGACCGGAUGGUUUAACCAGUGGAAUAUCGCUGAAGAGUAGAACGAGAAACAUUCCGACGGAUUCUCUGGUGUUGCGAGAUCGACUUGAACCUAAGGAAGAGGAAAUCGCCGGUUUUGGAUACACAUUCGAGGACUUGGGUAUUCAGUUCAUGGCCAGAGCUCACGAGGAUUAUACGAAAGACAACGUCAUGUUUAUGUUGGAGACGGAUGUGCUAGACAACGCCAAGGUCCUUUCUGGUGCACCGUUUUCCUUGGUCAACCACGUUCUCAGAGUUAUCAACCUAAUUCAGCUGAAUACGAUACACAUCGGUCGCGAUAAGCAUUUGACCCUCCUCGUGUCCAACAAGCAGAAAACUCGUCUCCAAGGAACGUUCAAAUGGGACGAAGAGAACUACUCAAAGCAGCCGAACGUUCCGGAAAACGAAGUGUUCCGAGUCAAUCUGAUUCUGGCCCAUACCAUCCCAAAGCCGGAAGGCGAAGGCAGUCGCGACGAGGUCAAAGUGCUGCACAAAUGGGAACUCACCUCGCAGUACACCGACUACAAGAGCAACAACGCGGCCAAGUUCUUCUUCUCGCUUACCCGGCAAGAGUGGAACAGUUCCAACUGGAAGCUAUGUUUGAUGGCCGACUACGAGCCGUUGGUUUUCCUGAAAAGACCGUUCAGCCUGAUCGGUCACGUGGCCUUCAACGAGACUCGGGUCCCAAAGCGAUGCCCGGAGGUGCCACGGAUUACGUUCAACAUAUCGUACCACCUGCCGAAGUACGUGCAGGAUGUGUACAACAUCAUGGACACCGGAGACGAGAACUGCCCAAAGGAGAUUCUUCGACUGACACCGCCACCGUUUUCCGGAAAUUGUAGUGCCACGACGUUCGCUCCGCUGACGACAGUUUCCGGGUUGGAUGCCAGUUUCAAAUUUGAACAACUCCCCUCGUGGAUAGUGGACUUACUGCACAGAUUGGACCACCUGGCCUCGGCAGUGGUGCCCAGGCGCGUCCAAACGCUGAACAUCACGGACCAUUUGGACGUGAACGUGAAAACCGCUCGGUGGAGCAGUGAUACGGAUAUCACGAUCAACGGGGGCACCAUUUGGAUUCCGACGCGGUACAACUAUAACGCAAAGCUGUACCACCCCAGGAAGAGUAGCAUCAAUUAUGGUUUUACGAGUAUGUGCAGUCUGGUCAACAACAAGCUGACCACCUUCCACGACCGAAUCCUACAACUGACGCCGGAGCUCAAGCAGGACUACCGGCUGAACGAUACCUUCCUGCUGGCGGCCGACUGUUCCGACGCGCCGAAAAUCGCCGUCUUCAUGCUGGACAACGGCAAAGGCAUCCAGAUCUACACCGGCGGCAAUUACAUCGUGUACGAAACGACCGGCCAGCAGGAGUCGGAACCGAUCCUGAACAUCAACGACGAGCAGCUGAUCAACCUGAAGAACGUGAUCUACCAGUUCCCGCCGGACGAGGAGAUCUACGACUUCCGGGUGUACCUGAACGACGAGGACAUUCUGGUGGUGGAGAACAAGCUGAACGGAGCGGUGGUGCAGUACAACCGGAAGUCGAUUGCCAGCAUUCUGCUGCCGACGGUGCACAAGGGCCGGAUGUGCGGCCUGUGCAGCAGUCGGGCCCAUUGAUAUACCUAUUAUAUUAUAUUGGAACACUGUAUUUAUUCGAACAA
Messenger RNA from Aedes albopictus (Asian tiger mosquito), 4562 nucleotides. It is a transcript of the gene cv-d, whose product is annotated as vitellogenin-3. Gene Ontology annotation, biological process: lipid transport. Gene Ontology annotation, molecular function: lipid carrier activity. The transcript is spliced from 10 exons. The record is from RefSeq and is a predicted model, not a curated record. NCBI's taxonomy places the organism in Eukaryota, Metazoa, Arthropoda, Insecta, Diptera, Culicidae. Bases 274 to 4518 code for a protein of 1414 amino acids.